AUGACAGAAGGGCGGAAGACAAGGAGAGGGAUACAUUUUAGCAAACUCUAUUCGUUUUCAUGUAUUCGAUCUCCUUUCCAUGAUAGUCAUUCCCAAAUUGGGGAAAGAGGGUUCUCAAGGGUUGUGCAUUGUAAUGACCCUGAUAAUCCUGAGGCACUUCAGUUGAGAUACAGGGGAAAUUAUGUUUCAACUACCAAGUACACGGCAGCUAAUUUUAUUCCCAAGUCUUUGUUUGAGCAGUUUAGGAGGGUUGCAAAUAUAUACUUUCUUGUUGUAGCUUGUGUUUCAUUUAGUCCAUUGGCGCCUUUUAAAGCUGUUAGUGUUCUGGCACCCUUGUUAGUGGUGAUUGGAGCUACUAUGGCUAAGGAAGCUGUUGAAGAUUGGAGGCGAAGAAAACAGGAUAUUGAGGCAAACAAUCGAAAGGUUAGAGUUUAUGGUAGGAAUUAUACUUUCUAUGAGACCAGAUGGAAGAAACUCCGAGUUGGUGAUCUUGUGAAGGUGCACAAGGAUGAGUACUUUCCUGCUGAUCUGCUUUUGCUUUCAUCAAGCUAUGGCGAUGGGAUUUGCUAUGUUGAAACUAUGAACCUUGAUGGAGAAACUAAUUUAAAAUUGAAGCAUGCAUUGGAGGUGACAUCCCAUCUUCAGGAUGAAAAUUCCUUGGAAAAAUUUAAAGCAUUGAUCAAGUGUGAGGACCCGAAUGAAAAUCUGUAUUCAUUUGUUGGGACUUUGUACUAUGAUGGCAAACCUUACCCACUUUCCUUACAACAGAUGCUCUUAAGAGACUCUAAGCUGAAAAACACUGAAUAUGUCUUUGGUGUUGUUGUGUUUACUGGUCAUGACACGAAAGUGAUGCAGAAUGCUACAGAUCCUCCUUCAAAGAGAAGUAAAAUUGAGAGGAAAAUGGAUAAGAUAAUCUACAUUCUUUUCAGUACUCUGGUUGUGAUAGCCUUUGUCGGAUCUGUCUUUUUCGGAAUUGACACUAAACGAGAUAUCAGUGGUGGAAAGUAUAGAAGGUGGUAUCUUCGUCCAGAUCAUACCACUGUUUUUUAUGACCCCAAAAGACCAGCACUUGCUGCUUUUUUCCAUUUCUUGACUGCCCUUAUGUUGUAUGGAUAUCUGAUACCAAUAUCUCUGUACGUAUCAAUAGAGAUCGUGAAGGUACUACAGAGUGUUUUCAUUAACCAAGAUCAGGAUAUGUAUUAUGAGGAAACAGAUAGGCCAGCUCAUGCACGCACGUCUAAUCUGAAUGAGGAACUUGGCCAGGUUGAUAUGAUACUUUCUGACAAAACAGGUACAUUGACAUGUAACUCCAUGGAGUUUAUUAAAUGCUCGAUUGCAGGCACUGCUUAUGGCCAUGGUAUGACAGAAGUGGAGAGGGCACUGGCAAACAGAAGGGAUGGACUGCCUAAAACUGGUGACAUAUCAUCUGAUGUACUCGGGGAUACUAGUGAUGUUGUUGCCUCUGGAAAGUCAGUUAAGGGUUUUAACUUUAGAGACGAACGCAUCAUGAAUGGCCAGUGGGUCAAUGAACCUCAUUCAGACACAAUACAGAAAUUCCUUCGGGUUUUAGCGAUGUGUCAUACAGCCAUUCCAGUUGUCGAUAAAAAAUCAGGAGAAAUAACCUAUGAAGCUGAAUCGCCAGAUGAAGCAGCUUUUGUCAUAGCUGCCAGGGAGCUUGGCUUUGAGUUUUUCGAAAGGACUCAAACAAGCAUAUCAUUGCAUGAGUUGGAUUUUGAAACUGGGAAAAAGGUUGACAGGGAAUACGAGCUUCUUCAUGUCUUAGAGUUCAGUAGUUCGCGGAAAAGAAUGUCAGUAAUUGUAAGGAGUCCAGAAAAUAAAUAUUUGCUCCUUUGCAAGGGUGCAGACAGUGUAAUUUUUGAAAGGCUUGCAAAAGCUGGGCGGCAGUUUGAGGAUCAGACCAAGGAGCACAUUCAUAAAUAUGCUGAAGCAGGCUUACGAACUUUGGUGAUUGCAUACCGCGAGCUCGGUGAAGAAGAAUUUAAAAUAUGGGAAAAGGAGUUUCUGAAGGCCAAAUCUUCUGUCACUGAAGGUCGAGAUUUAUUGGUGGAUGGGGUUGCUGAUAAGAUUGAAACAGAUUUAAUUCUACUUGGUGUUACAGCUGUUGAAGACAAACUGCAAAAGGGGGUUCCUGAAUGUAUCAACAAGCUUGCCCAGGCUGGGAUAAAGAUAUGGGUAUUGACUGGGGAUAAGAUGGAAACUGCAGUUAACAUAGGGUAUGCUUGCAGUUUACUUAGACAAGAUAUGAAACAGAUUGUCAUCAGUCUUGAUUUGCCAGAUAUAAAUGCCUUGUCAAAACAAGGGGAUAAAGAGGCAGUUGAGAAGGCUUCUCUUGAAAGCAUAAGGAAGCAAAUUGGAGAAGGUGUUUUGCAAAUUAAUCAAGCUAAAGAAAGUUCUAGCUCAGCUAAGUCAUUUGGCUUGAUAAUUGAUGGAAAGUCCUUGGAAUUUUCACUCAAGAAGGAUGUGGAAAAAUCGUUUUUUGAGCUUGCAAUUAAUUGUGCUUCUGUUAUAUGUUGCCGUUCUACACCCAAACAGAAAGCUCUUGUUACGAGAUUGGUAAAACUUGGAACAGGUAAAAUAACACUUUCUGUUGGUGAUGGUGCAAAUGACGUUGGCAUGCUUCAAGAAGCUGAUAUUGGAGUUGGCAUUAGUGGUGUUGAAGGGAUGCAGGCGGUAAUGGCCAGUGAUUUUUCCAUAGCUCAAUUCCGUUUUUUGGAGCGGCUCUUGCUUGUACAUGGGCACUGGUGCUACAGGCGCAUAUCAAUGAUGAUAUGCUACUUCUUCUACAAGAACAUUACAUUUGGGUUUACUCUGUUUUGGUUUGAGGCCCAUGCUUCUUUCUCUGGUCAACCUGCUUACAAUGAUUGGUACAUGUCAUUCUACAAUGUCUUCUUCACAUCACUUCCUGUGAUUGCUCUAGGUGUUUUUGAUCAGGAUGUUUCUGCACGACUAUGCCUCAAGUAUCCCUCCUUGUAUCUGGAGGGAGUGGAGAACCUCCUCUUCAGCUGGACCCGCAUACUGGGUUGGAUGGUUAAUGGCGUUUUGAGCUCCAUAAUUAUCUUCUUCUUCACCACCAAUUCCAUGGUUGGCCAGGCUCUCCGUAGAGAUGGUAAAGUAGUUGACUAUGAAGUCCUAGGGGUCACAAUGUACACUUGCGUAGUGUGGGUUGUAAACUGCCAAAUGGCACUCUCCAUCAACUACUUCACUUGGAUCCAGCACUUCUUCAUCUGGGGAAGUAUCGUCUUCUGGUAUAUAUUCUUGGUGAUAUACGGUUCCGUAUCACCGAAUGUUUCCACAACAGCGCACAAAGUUCUUGUGGAAGCCUGUGCUCCCAGUCCUCUGUAUUGGCUAGUGACCCUCCUCGUUGUCAUUUGCACUUUGCUACCGUAUUUCUCAUACCGGGCUUUCCAGACACGGUUUAAACCAAUGCGUCAUGAUGUAAUACAACAGAAACGAUUAGAAGGUUCAAACCAUGAUGAGACUUCUGGCGAGUUGUCUCUGAGACUGAGCAGCAAACUAGAGCACCUGAAGCGGAGAUUGAGGGCUAGAGAAUUGUGA
Prunus armeniaca (apricot) is the source of this 3576-nucleotide messenger RNA. Lineage: Eukaryota; Viridiplantae; Streptophyta; Magnoliopsida; Rosales; Rosaceae. The record is from the annotation of a GenBank genome assembly.